Molecule: messenger RNA, 1296 nt
Organism: Hypoxylon trugodes
Lineage: Eukaryota; Fungi; Ascomycota; Sordariomycetes; Xylariales; Hypoxylaceae
Product: Pre-rRNA-processing protein ESF2
Exons: 1
Coding region: 185-1150 (321 amino acids)
Biological process (GO): endonucleolytic cleavage in ITS1 to separate SSU-rRNA from 5.8S rRNA and LSU-rRNA from tricistronic rRNA transcript (SSU-rRNA, 5.8S rRNA, LSU-rRNA); endonucleolytic cleavage to generate mature 5'-end of SSU-rRNA from (SSU-rRNA, 5.8S rRNA, LSU-rRNA); endonucleolytic cleavage in 5'-ETS of tricistronic rRNA transcript (SSU-rRNA, 5.8S rRNA, LSU-rRNA)
Cellular component (GO): nucleolus
Molecular function (GO): RNA binding
Source: RefSeq, a predicted model, not a curated record
CUGCUUAUCUCGUGUAACGACCCUUCUUAUCGAUUACAAGAAUCUUUUGUUAUCGGGAACUUUUCUCAAGACUGUCUCCAUUUUAUUUUUCUUACCAUUAAACCAUUCAACAAAAACAUUGGAUGACCCUCUGCAAGACAAUUACUGCUGCGUCCAUUCAAUAUAUACAAUUUCACUACUUACAAUGGCGCCGGAAAAAAGAAAUAACUUCCUAGAUGCGGACGAAAGCGAAGAUGAUGGCAGUCAAGGCUACGAUUCAGAGGCCGAACAAUUACAGAAAGGCGGUCGAGUCGCGAAGCGUCGCAAAUUGAGUGACGGCGCUACCAGCGACGAAGACGAAGAUGAAAUCUUCAGCGCGGGAGAAGAUCUUGAAGGGGAUGAGGACAUAAAACAAGGAACUUCGCAGGAAGAAAAGGAAGAAUCGUUGGAGAUAGUAGAGGAAGACCAACCGAAACCCAAGAAAGACCUACAACUAGAACUACCAGACAUCUCGCGUCCACUUACCAAAAAGAAUUUGGUAGCUACAGAAGCUGCAGUCAAGAAAUCCGGUCUCGUUUACCUCUCGCGAAUACCCCCCUUUAUGAAGCCUGCGAAACUACGAUCCCUACUUGAACCAUAUGGGAAGAUCAACAGGAUAUUUCUCACACCCGAAGAUCCCCAAGAACGCGCGCGACGGAUUAGACAUGGUGGGAACAAAAAGCACAUGUAUACCGACGGAUGGGUGGAAUUUGUCAACAAGAAAGACGCAAAGAAGGCCGUUGAAUUGCUGAAUGCCCGAACUAUCGGCGGAAAGAAGAAUACUUAUUAUCGUGAUGACAUCUGGAACCUACUUUAUCUCAAAGGUUUCAAGUGGGACAAUCUCACGGAACAGAUCAAUUCAGAGAUGGCCGAAAGGACGAGUCGAAUGAGAGCAGAAAUCAGCAAAUCAACCAAAGAGAAUAAGGAAUUCGUUAGAAAUAUCGAGAGAGCUAAAAUGCUAGAGGGGAUACAGGCCAAGGCAGCAACGAAAAGAAGCAAAGAUAACAUCUCUAAGGCAAGAGAUCCCGAAAGUUCUCGGAAUGCGUUGAAGUUCAAGCAAGCUUCUGUGGUCAAGAAAGGGGUGAACAAGGCUCCCGAGGAAGCUAAACGAGUUCUGAGCAAGUUAUUUUAAUCCAAUUGAUAAUGAUACCCAUGGUUUUGGCUUAUGCCUAGAACACUAAAAUAUGGCACUCGUGCAUUUGACGGGAUAUAACGUCGCGGUUUUUCUGGAGUUUCCAUGAAGACCACAAAUACGGACGCAGCUAACUGCACAAACCA